UUGAAACACGAUAAAUCUCUUCCGAUGGCAUCUUCAAAGGACCUAUUUCUGGCUCAUUUUAAGUGAAAGUCAGUGUGAACGAUGGGGGAAACUUUAAAAAGUCCUCGGCCGAUACCUAACAUCGUCACAGAGGCCACUUUUAGUCACCGAAAACCCAAGAAACCUAGUCACAGAAACUUAAUUGAAGAAGAUUGUUUACCUCCACGAGCUCCAGUGAAAUCAGCUCCACCAAUAAGCAGAGUUUUUAAACAUACAGGAAGAAAUUCGGUGGGAGCACUGCAAGUCAGUUUUCGAGAUAGUGGUAGCGAAAUUAAAAGCCCCCACUACAAUGCCAAAUCACGAGAUCUCUAUUUUGAGCAGUGUUUUGUAGUUAUCAGCAGACUUGGAGCAGGUUCAUUUGGAGAGGUGUUCAAAGUGAGAAGUAAGGAAGAUGGAUGCCUUUAUGCAAUUAAGAAAUCAAGGGAUAGGUUCCGUGGUGAUGCUGAUAGAAAAUAUAAACUUGAAGAGGUCAACAAACAUGAGCUGGUAAAAGGUCAUAGAAACUGUGUCAAAUUUGUCAAGGCAUGGGAAGAAAGGAAACGUCUUUACAUACAAACAGAGUUGUGUGAAAUGAGCCUCAAAGACUUCUUGGAGAAAAAUGAUUCAACCAGUGAAUCUGUGGUGUGGGAGUUUCUAGUUGAUUUGACUUUGGGUUUGAAGCAUCUUCAUGAUAAUGGUUUGAUUCAUAUGGACAUCAAACCAGCAAACAUCUUUAUUGGUCUGGAUGGGUUGUGUAAAAUAGGAGAUUUUGGUUUGGUGUUGGAGUUAUCAAAAUGUGACACCACCCAAGCUUUGGAAGGUGAUCCAAAAUACCUUGCUCCAGAGCUAAUGCAAGGUCACUUUACAAAAAGUGCAGACAUCUUCAGUUUGGGCAUAACUCUACUAGAGUUGGCCAGUGAUCUUGAAUUACCAAAAGGUGGACAAGCAUGGCAUCAACUUAGAAAUGGAGAACUUCCCAACAUCUUUACACAAGGUAUAUCCCUAGAGCUUAGACGACUUAUACUGCAGAUGAUGAAUCCUUCACCACAACAAAGACCAAAUGUGGAUGAGAUUUUAGCAGAACCUGCUGUACGCCAGGCAUGGAAAAGGAGGAAAAGGGUUUAUCUGUACAGUAGGAUGAAGGAAUCAAUGUCUACGUUGUAUUACUAUCUUUGCUCUGUUUUGUUAUGGAUAUGGAUGGUGUUACUGUGGCCUUUCCGCCCAUUUACAAAUUCAUGGGCAUGGACCAAAUCCUCUGCAAAAUCUGAUGUGUCAACAGAGAAAGAGAUGAAGAGACCAGUAAACAACUGAUUACUCCACCAUUCCAUACAAGUAGCCCUGAGCACGAGAGAUAUACUCCUCCUUCAGAAAGAAGGCGAGGGCCUCUGUUUCACGAGGGAGGAUUUAUGACCAACAAUGUAGUUGGGCCUAGAAAUCUUCUGGAGGUAUUUGAGGAUGCAGCUAACAGCCCAGAGUGGUAGUAAGUUUGCGAGAAAGAGGAUUUGUACAUGAAGGAAAGAAAUUUCGACUCAAUCCAGGUUAUAGAUCUUGCAGAAAACUCAAUACAACUAUCUCUUGUCAAUGGAGCGUCUGGGUGGAUUACAUUUGGAUGAACAUUAGAGCAUCAAGGAAGCAAAUACUUAAAAUGAUUGGGCAUUGUUGAAAGGACAGUCCAGAAUCAGUUUCCAACUGCUGUAUUGUCUCUGAAAUAAUUUAUGUGUUCCUAUUCAACUUAAACAAAUAAUAUUUCUUACGGUGCACCAUCUUAUGGAGACAAAUGUUACCAAGAGGCGUGAGAAUGUAUGUCUUAACGAGAAUGAAAAAGGUUCAAGCCAACAAAAGUUAUCAAGUGGCUGAAUUUUAAAAUCAGUCUUUUAAUGUGACUCCAUUGUUUAGAUGAGAGGUUCGUGUUUAUUUUAAGUCAAGAUGUUAUGUUGGUUUUCUUGGGUGCAGAUUAAGUUUUACGCAGUAAAUCAUUCUAUACAAAGUAAAACGCUCCACUAAUGCCCAGUUUACCACUGUUUGCGCGACUCUUAGACCUUUCAAAGGGGAAAAUUUUUCGUAUCAAAGGCGAAAAAGGACUUCAUUUUUUUGUUAACUUCAGUGUUUGGGAACUCUUCAAAGGCGGUUGUCUAAUGAUUGUUCCGGUUUAACUAACGUUGACAUGAUCAAUAUUUCUAAAUAUAAACAAAUUCCUUACUAGUAAUUGCCAUUUAUAAAUAGUAAUAAUAAAACUUGCUGAGAUA
Molecule: messenger RNA, 2264 nt
Organism: Pocillopora damicornis (cauliflower coral)
Lineage: Eukaryota; Metazoa; Cnidaria; Anthozoa; Scleractinia; Pocilloporidae
Product: membrane-associated tyrosine- and threonine-specific cdc2-inhibitory kinase
Biological process (GO): meiotic cell cycle; negative regulation of G2/MI transition of meiotic cell cycle; protein phosphorylation
Cellular component (GO): cytoplasm; nucleus
Molecular function (GO): ATP binding; protein kinase activity
Source: RefSeq, a predicted model, not a curated record